CUCCUUUAGUGGCCCUUAACAACCCCAUAUCAGGGAGUACAGUACAGCUCGUCCUAUAGUGGCCCUUAGCAACCACAACCACAAUACCUGCCACUGUGGUAGUGUCUUGUCAUUCUUUGUUUUAGCAUGGCUUUCUGUGUGCAGGUCCGCCAGCAGCUGCAGGCACUGGUGUCCUCGGGAGGCUCUCAUAAAGACCAUGAUAAGUAUCGUAUAGUCCUAGACUCCAUUCUUAAAGUUGGCAAUGACGAUGACAUGACAGAAGGCCUCCAGACAUUUAUUGAAGCAAUUGUAAAAGAGACAGUCAGUCUCGUAAUAUCUCGACAGCUUCUGUCUGAUGUCUCGGCACAGCUUGUUGAGAUGGCAGAUAAUGUUGCAAAAACAGUUGCACAUUUCACGCUUGACAAAGUACAGCCACGUGUUAUCAGUUUUGAGGAGCAGGUAGCAAGUAUCAGACAGCAUCUGGCUGAUAUCUAUGAACGUGAGAGUUCAUGGAGAGAUGCAGCAGCUGUUCUUACAGGGAUUCCAUUAGAAACAGGACAGAAGCAGUAUAGUGUGGACUAUAAAUUGGAGACUUACCUCAAAAUUGCUCGAUUAUACCUGGAGGAUGAUGAUCCAGUGCAAGGAGAAGCGUAUAUUAAUCGUGCUAGUAUCUUACAGGCAGACUCAAAGAAUGAGCAACUUCAGAUUUACUACAAGGUAUGCUAUGCAAGGGUUUUAGAUUAUCGUCGCAAGUUUAUAGAAGCAGCUCAGCGAUAUAAUGAACUCUCCUAUCGGCCAAUCAUUCAUGAGGAUGAGAGAAUGGAAGCUUUAAAAAAGGCAUUGAUUUGCACAGUGUUAGCAUCUGCAGGUCAGCAACGAUCAAGAAUGCUUGGAACAUUGUUUAAAGAUGAGCGAUGUCAAAAGUUGCCGUGUUAUCACAUUCUAGAGAAAAUGCACCUUGACCGUAUCAUCCGUCAUAAUGAACUUACCGAGUUUCAGAAAAUGCUGCAGCCUCAUCAACAAGCUACCACAUCUGAUGGCUCUACUAUCUUGGACAGAGCAGUCACAGAGCAUAAUUUGCUGGCUGCCAGCAAACUUUAUAACAAUAUUACAUUCCCCGAGUUGGGCGCUCUACUUCAAAUCUCACCAGCCAAGGCAGAAAAAAUAGCCAGUCAGAUGAUCACAGAGGGACGAAUGAAUGGUUAUAUUGACCAGAUUGAUGGAAUUCUGAACUUUGAGGCUCGUGAUGUUCUUCCACAGUGGGACAAACAGAUUCAGUCUCUCUGUUUUCAGGUGAAUGAAAUCAUUGAGAAAAUCAACGCAGCACAUCCUGAGUGGGUUGCUAAAGUUAUGGAUGAACAAAUGAUGCAAUGAUGAAAUAUCACCCUAGUGACCCAGCUGGCUAUACUCUGUAUAACCGUUGUUUUUUAAGAAUUUCACAAAAGAACUCUCUAUGCAUUUAUUGAUCUGGAACUUUGAUUUUUUUUUUUAAAUUUCAAUAUAUGCAUACAGACAGGCAAACCUCAAUUUUGAAAAAUGUUUCACUGAAACCUGUAGUCUAUGACAAAUAAGUGUUCUGUGAUGUUUUUCUCUCCAGCAUGAGUUUAACAAAGCAAGUAUGAUGAUACCUUAUGAAUGUGUUGGUUUUUGAUGCUGGUUAAACUUCUCUUGAAAAAAAAAUACUUCCUUUUGAUGCCUAAUACACAUUCAUUUAAAAGGUGCAACUUUCUUUGAUUGGAAAUCAAUAUCUGAUUUACCCUAAUUUUGAGUCAAAACUGUAAAGAUUACAGUAAAAUAACACCAUA
Molecule: messenger RNA, 1784 nt
Organism: Cherax quadricarinatus
Lineage: Eukaryota; Metazoa; Arthropoda; Malacostraca; Decapoda; Parastacidae
Gene: CSN4
Product: COP9 signalosome subunit 4
Cellular component (GO): cytosol; COP9 signalosome
Source: RefSeq, a predicted model, not a curated record